AUGGCAGUUUCUGCUGAUUUACUGUUUGUGACGUAGGGACCCAAAGAGGACCAGGAGUCUGAGUCGGAACUAACUGUGACUCAGCUGAAGGCAUUGCGUAAGCAGCAGCAAGCAAAAUUGGAAAAGAGAAUGUUGGGAGAGGACUCUGAUGAGGAAGAUGAAAAAGAGGAGAAAAAUGAGAGGAGUCAGAACAGUGAUAUGAGCUGCUCAUGGGGAAUGGGGGAGGAUGCUGAGGAGGAUGAGGUUGAAGAAAACCCUAUUGCUAUUGAUUUUCAGGAUGUACAAGAUGCCUUCUAUAUGAAAGAUCCUAGGAAGGCCUUACAGGGCUUUUUUGACAGAGAAGGAGAAGAGUUAGAAUAUGAAUAUGAUGAUCGUGGGCACAAUAGCUGGCUAUGCAGGAUCAAGUUGCCUGUGGAUGAUGCAUCAGGGAAGCAGCUGGUGGCAGAGGUUCUCCAUUCAGGAAAGAAGAAGGAAGCAAUGAUACAGUGUGCACUGGAAGCUUGCAGGCUGCUCGAUGCUCGGGGAGUACUGAGGCAGGAAGCAGUAUCCCGAAAAAGGAAAUCAAAGAACUGGGAAGAUGAGGAUUUUUAUGACAGUGAUGAUGACACCUUCCUUGAUCGAACUGGUGCUGUAGAAAAGAAACGACUGAACAGAAUGAAAAAAGCUGGUAAAAUAGAAGAAAAACCAGAGACUUAUGACUCACUGGUCACAAAGCUAAAUGAAGCUGAAAAUGAGCUUUCUGAGAUAACGGAGAAGCUGAAGGCUUCGGGGAAAGUCCAGUCCCAGCCAGCAGCUCAAGAUUCCUUGGAUGAAUUCAUGACCGAAAUAAAAUCAGGAUGCACCUUAGACAGUGUGGCACGAAAGAAGCUUCACUUGCGGUCGUUUGAACUGAAGAAAGAGCAGCAGAGACUGAAAGGGUUAAUAAAGCUUGUCAAGCCUGCAGAACUGCCUGAGCUGAAGCCCCAUGGGAGUUACAGUCUGGAAGCAGAGAGCAAGCCUAAAAAGAUUACCCUGCCUCUCUUUGGUGCAAUGAAAGGGGGGAGCAAAUUCAAGCUGAAAACUGGAAGCCUAGGGAAGUUGCCUGUUAAGCGUCCAGACGUCCCUGAAAGCUUGUUAAAAAUGAAAGAUGAUGGACCGGAGGAGGAGGAAGAGGAGGAAGAGGAAGAAAUAGAGGAGGAGCAAGAAGCAGAUGCAAUAAACAGCAAAGCAUCAAACCUGGAAAUGAAAAUGACAACAGAGGAAGAAACAGGAAAAGAAACUAAUGCUCCCAAUGGUUCUCCUUGCAAUAACAAGAAUCUAGAAUCCCUUCAGGAUGGGGUUCAUUUUCUGCCUGAGCCAAAGAUACUAAGGAAUAAGUCUCAGAUGGGACCCACACAAGAGAAAUCUCAAGUAUCUGAUGCAGUAUGUAAGGAACCUGAAGAGACAUCUGAGAAAGUUAAGAAAAUCAAUAGCUCAAGCAAGGUCCAACAACCUUUUUUUUCCUCACAGUACCCAGAUGAUGACCCAGACUACUGCAUAUGGAUUCCUCCUGCAGGUCAAAGCGGUGAUGGCAAGACUCAUCUCAAUGAAAAAUAUGGCUACUAAGCUUCAAGUGCCCCAGAGUACAUCUGAGAUUUGAAGGACUGCUCUACUUUGGACUCUUUCACCACGCGUUAAGUGAGGGAUAAAAGAGUUGUUUUUUCAGAUACUGUUCCAAAUUCAAGGGCAUCAGCAGCCACUCUGGCUGUUAGCUCUCCCUGUGUGUCCUCUGUCUUCCAGAUACUUUUUUAAAAGUAAAAGCCCAGACAUUCUUCUGCCUCUUCUUCCAAUUUUAGCCUUGUCCUUUUUAUUUGGCUUGAAACUGUAGGCUCAUUUUUUCUUUUGUAAAUAAAAGUACACAAAAACUAUUAAAAAAAUACACAUCUGUAUAAUUACAGGCUUGAUAAAAUUUAUUCGUGUUGGUUUUAUGCAAUUAAAAUGAGAAACACUA
Nipponia nippon (crested ibis) is the source of this 1969-nucleotide messenger RNA. The record is from RefSeq and is a predicted model, not a curated record. Lineage: Eukaryota; Metazoa; Chordata; Aves; Pelecaniformes; Threskiornithidae.